AUGACCUCCUUCGCUGCCCUCUCCGCAGCCCUCCCCCACGCCAUCAAGGCCCGCAACACUACCUCCACCGACACUGGCAGCAGUGGCAGCGGCGGCGUCACCAUCCACAACAACCUCGAAGGCUCCGUCUACGCGUGGUCUGUCUCCAAUAGCGCUGGUGACAUGAAGACCCUUUCUGCGGGCGGCGGCUCUUACCAGGAAUCGUGGCGCGAGAACAGCAAUGGCGGCGGUGUCUCCAUCAAGCUGUCCACCGAGCCCAACCAGGACGACGUCCUGCAGUUCGAGUACACCCAGUCUGGCGACACCAUCUUCUGGGACAUGUCGUGCAUCAACAUGGGCACCGACUCCAAGUUCACCAAGUACGGCUUCACCGUCGAGCCCUCCGAGACCAGCACCAACUGCCCCUCUGUCAACUGCAAGGCUGGCGACUCGCAGUGUGCUGAGGCUUACUUGCAGCCUAAGGACGACCACGCUACUCACGGCUGCCCUAUCAACACUCAGUUCACCGUGAACAUUGGCAACUAA
This is a messenger RNA of Aspergillus chevalieri, 525 nucleotides long. RefSeq names its product putative extracellular thaumatin domain protein. Lineage: Eukaryota; Fungi; Ascomycota; Eurotiomycetes; Eurotiales; Aspergillaceae. The coding region runs from base 1 to 525 and encodes 174 amino acids. The transcript has a single exon. The record is from RefSeq and is a predicted model, not a curated record.